CUCCUGGGGCGGCGGCGGCGGCGGCGGCGGCGGCUCGGGCUUGGCUCCGCGUCGGGCUGGCUCCGCGGCCGCUCAUGGGCAGCCAGGGCGGCUUAGGGCCCCCCGGGAACGGCGGGCCCGGCGAGGGCGAGAGCGGGGAGACGAGGAAACUGCAGGAAGGGAGAGCCGCGAGGGGAAAGCGGAGGAAAGGGAAGGGGAAGGGGAAAGCAGGAGCAGGGCAAGGCGGAUGAGGAAGCGGGGCGGAAGGGAAGCCGCAGCCGCCACAGGCAAAGGAGGCAGCGGGGCUGGGGGCCGAGGCGGGAGAGAGGGUAGGCCUGGGAAAGGUAGGAGAGGGAGGCGGAAGCGUAGAGGAAGGGGCGAGAAGGAUCGUCAGGGGAGAUGAGGGGAGUGCAGGGGCGCGGAAGGAGGCCAAAGGAAGAUAUGAUGGGAAGAAGGAGGAGUGGAGGGUCAGAACUGGACAGCGGGAGGAGGCCAGGCUGGCGAGAGCACAGGGACGAGGGGGUCAGGCUUGGGGCCGCCUCGCUGGGACAGGGGCGGCCAUGGCGGCGGCGGCUGAGGAAGAGGCGGGAGCCCGGGAGCCUGCCGGCCGCCCCGCCGUGGGGCCCGCGCUCCUGCGCCUGCCGGAGGAGCUGCUGCUGCUCAUCUGUUCCUACCUGGACAUGCAGGCCCUCGGCCGCCUGGCUCAGGUGUGCCGCUGGCUGCGGCGCUUCACCAACUGCGACCUGCUCUGGCGCCGGAUAGCCCGGGCCUCGCUCAACUCCGGCUUCACGCGUCUCGGCACCGACCUGAUGGCCAGUGUACCAGUGAAGGAACGGGUGAAGGUAUCUCAGAACUGGAGGUUGGGGCGUUGCCGAGAGGGGAUUCUGCUGAAGUGGAAAUGCAGUCAGAUGCCCUGGAUGCAGCUAGAGGGUGAUUCUCUGUACAUAUCCCAGGCUAAUUUCAUCCUGGCCUAUCAGUUCCGCCCAGAUGGUGCCAGCUUGAACCGGAGGCCCCUGGGAGUCUUUGCUGGGCAUGAUGAGGACGUUUGCCACUUUGUGCUGGCCAACUCGCAUAUUAUCAGUGCAGGAGGAGAUGGGAAGAUUGGUGUUCAUAAGAUUCAUAGCACCUUCACUGUCAAGUACUCAGCCCAUGAACAGGAGGUGAACUGUGUGGAUUGCAAAGGGGGCAUCAUUGUGAGUGGCUCCAGAGACAGGACGGCCAAGGUAUGGCCUUUGGCCUCAGGCCGGCUGGGGCAGUGCUUACACACCAUCCAGACUGAAGACCGAGUCUGGUCCAUUGCUAUCAGCCCACUGCACAGCUCCUUUGUGACAGGGACAGCCUGUUGUGGGCACUUCUCACCCCUAAGAAUCUGGGACCUCAACAGUGGGCAGCUGAUGACGCACCUGGGCGGUGACUUUCCCCCAGGGGCGGGGGUGCUGGACGUCAUGUACGAGUCCCCUUCCACACUCCUGUCCUGUGGUUACGACACCUACGUUCGCUACUGGGACCUCCGAGCCAGUGUCCGGAAGUGUGUCAUGGAGUGGGAAGAGCCCCACGACAGCACCCUGUACUGCCUGCAGACGGAUGGGAACCACCUGCUGGCCACUGGCUCCUCCUACUACGGUGUCGUGCGACUGUGGGACCGGCGCCAAAGGGCCUGCCUACACGCCUUCCCUCUGACGUCGACGCCCCUCAGCAGUCCUGUGUACUGCCUGCGCUUCACCACCAGGCAUCUCUACGCUGCGCUGUCUUACAACCUCCAUGGCCUGGACUUUCAAACCCCUUGACAGGGCCACCCCAGCCUGUGGGCCAGAGAAGCCAGCUACUCAGGGACCUCUGCUGCCUGCAGGGUGCAGUGAUACCUCCUCCCCGGCCCCGCCUGUGUUCCUAGACCUGUGACCAUGGUACUCAGGCGCCUUAAGAUAAAGGCUGCUGACUCCUGCGCACUGGAGCUACCCAGGGGUGCAAUCCCUCUCAGGAACCAGGUGGAAAGAAGGGACCUGCUGCUGCUCGGCUGAACUUAGCUGGGCCUCGCUUCCCUGUUGGCCAGAGCAAGGAUCUGGCCUGGGGAGAGAGGCCCACCCCUUCUUAGAGCUGGGCCAGCUCAACACAAGAGUGAGGUGAGGUGCUCCAGCCUUCCCAGUUGGUCCCUUCCUGCCCCUUCCCUGGAAGGAGAGGGGAGGCUGCCGAUACCCUGUGACAAGCCUCCACCUCAGUCAGACCCCACCCUUGACCAAGCUCUUGGGCUGGGGACUCAUUCCUGGGGUACUGUGGCCUGGUCUUGCUUUGAAACCAAGAAAGGACAAAGGGAACCCCCAAAUUUUGAAUGAGUUCUGAGUCAGCCCAACCUCAGGCUACCUGUUGAGACAUGCUAAAAUGUUCAUUUUGUAGAAAUAAAGCUUGAUU
Messenger RNA from Kogia breviceps (pygmy sperm whale), 2385 nucleotides. It is a transcript of the gene FBXW4, whose product is annotated as F-box and WD repeat domain containing 4. Gene Ontology annotation, biological process: SCF-dependent proteasomal ubiquitin-dependent protein catabolic process. Gene Ontology annotation, cellular component: SCF ubiquitin ligase complex. Lineage: Eukaryota; Metazoa; Chordata; Mammalia; Artiodactyla; Physeteridae. Gene Ontology annotation, molecular function: protein binding. The record is from RefSeq and is a predicted model, not a curated record.